Messenger RNA from Penaeus monodon (black tiger shrimp), 1633 nucleotides. RefSeq names its product S-phase kinase-associated protein 2-like. Lineage: Eukaryota; Metazoa; Arthropoda; Malacostraca; Decapoda; Penaeidae. The record is from RefSeq and is a predicted model, not a curated record. Gene Ontology annotation, molecular function: protein binding.
CAAGGAUUGCAAAGAAAAUCAGAAUGUAGUCGGUCAUGGUUCCUUUCUUCCUGAUGACUUAGUUAAUGAAGAAGAAUUUUUUGUUUAUAAACGGAGAAGAUUAGAUGCCAUUUCAGGCGAUGAUAAAAUUCAACCGCAUGUCAGAUGAAUUAAUAUUAGCAGUGUUUCGAUGGCUCCCAAAGUUUAUGCUGGCAAGAUGUGCACAGGUGUGUCGCCGGUGGAAAAGGCUUGCUUUUGAUGAAUCUCUGUGGCGAAGACUUGAUCUUGGUGGAAAGACCCUCAAUCCUGGGGUAGUUGGCAGAGUCAUUCUCAGAGGAUCGUGUAUACUUAGACUAGCAAAAGCAGAGGUGGAUGGUCCAAUUUUUUCACCACAGCUUCAAUAUCUUCCAAGUCUCCCUCCAAUUGGGAGUAAGCUACAGUACUUAGAUCUUAGUAUGGCUGCAAUAGAACCCCCAGCGCUUGAGGAGUUGUUGAGUGUGUGUUUUGACCUGAAGAAAUUGAGUCUCGAGCAUUGUACUAUCAACCAAACAAUUUGCUCACACAUCGCUAACAACCCUAACUUAGAUACGCUUAAUAUGGCCAUGUGCUAUGGCUUGAACCACUCCAGUUUCUUUAUAUACUCACUAACUGUAAAAGUAAUAAACAAUUUUUACAGAUUGGUAAGUUUGAAUUUAGCUUGGACGGGAUUGUCUAAUGAGGAUCUUCGGAUAAUAUGCCGUCGCUUUCCCAAAUCACUUGAGCGGUUGAAUAUUUCCGGUUGCAGAAACACAUUGUCUGAUACACAUGUAAGAUUGUUGGCUGAACAGUCACCUGGCUUGGUAGAAUUAGAUGUGAGUGAUUGCACUCAGCUUACUGCUGCUUCUGUAUCUACAAUAAUUAGUGAACUGCGUCACACAGAAUAUUGCUUCUCACGCUGCUACACCAUACAGCCAGAUGCUUACCUGGAGUUGAAGUCCAUGCCACAUCUGCUCUACUUGGAUCUGUAUGGCAUACUGAAUGAGAGUGCACUCAGUACCCUGCGACAAAGCCUGCCACACAUACAAAUUAACAAAUAUCUAUUCUCUUCCGUGGCUCGGCCUACAGUCGGUAUACGCAGGACGUCUGUUUGGGGUCUGAGAGUCAGAGAUUAAAUUCAUCCAUGCUAGGAUACAAAUCCUGUAUAUGACAAGUCAGCUACUAGCAUUUUCAUGGACUUCCCAAAGACCUAACAAGUAGUCAUGUAAGAACAAGUGCCUUAUUUAUUAAUCCAAGAUAUUUGAUAAAUGUGAUCUGAGUGAAACAGACAUCAAGGCUUUUAAACAAAUAUUUGCAAUAAAACCUGCAGUAGAAAAAGACCACUUGGGAGGUAAGUAUGAAAUAAAUUUCUGAAAUGCUCUAUUGUAAAUAUCUGGCUAGUGUAUUCCAGUGCAACGUGAAUAAGACAAAACAAGUGAUGUAUGAAGUGUGUGAAUGUAAAAGAAUGACAAUGUUUUAUACAGUGAUGUGAAUGAUUCAUUUAGAGAAGAAUUUCCAGAAGUGUAUGUAUGUUAUAUUUUCAUGUGGUGGUAUUAAGGGAUGCACAUGUCCCCUGUGCUUUAUAAUGCAAGAUUAAUUGAUUUCUUUUAAAGCACUGCCAACAAAUGCAUCAUACUGU